CACAGGGACCAACCAGCCAGCUGGCGAGCCACACUCCUCACUCUUGAGCGGCGAGCGAUCGAGUUGACUACCGGCAGCCCACGAGGAACGACGCGUCGACAUGGCACCCAACACGGAGAACCUGACCGCGGUGCUGAUGAAGAAGGAUGACCUCCGAAUGGAACAACGUCCCAUUCCGGAGCCCAAAGACGAUGAGGUACUUCUGAAAAUGGGAUGUGUCGGCAUUUGCGGAUCUGACAUCCACUAUCUUGUACACGGCAGUUGUGCAGGAUUCGUUGUCAAGCAGCCUAUGGUUAUUGGCCAUGAGGGCAGUGGAACUGUUGCCAAGGUUGGCAAAAAUGUGAAAAAUGUCAAGCCUGGAGACAGAGUUGCUAUUGAACCUGGGGUCCCUUGCAGAAGAUGUGAAUUCUGUGUUAAGGGUGAAUACAACCUGUGUCCAAACAUAUUCUUCUGUGCGACACCUCCUGAUAAUGGUAAUCUCUGCCAAUACUACACACAUGAUGCCAGUUUCUGCCACAAAUUACCGGACAACAUGUCUCUUGAAGAGGGUGCCAUGAUGGAACCCUUAUCCGUUGGCGUCCAUGCCUGCAACCAGGCCAACAUCAAAUUUGGUGACAACGUCUUAAUUACAGGCUGUGGUCCAAUCGGUCUUGUAAGCCUGCUUGCAGCCAAAGCUAUGGGUGCCACCAAAGUAAUCAUGACUGAUAUUGUGGAACACCGUAUGCAAAUUGCUCUGAAAGCUGGUGCAGAUGCAGUAGUGGAUGUUUCAAAGGGAACAAUCGAUGAUCAUACUGCACAAAUUAAGAGUAUCUUUGGUGGAGAACUUCCCAGAGCAACAUUGGACUGCACUGGUUUUGAGGCUAGCAUGCGUUUGGCAAUUAAUAGCACCAAACCAGGAGGAAUCAUUGUUCUGGUCGGCAUGGGCUGCAGCACUGACAUGAAACUGCCCCUGACUGCUGCUCUCAGUCGGGAAAUCACCAUCAAAGGGGUGUUUAGGUACCGCAACUGCUACCCUACAGCAAUCGCAAUGGUCUCCAGUGGAAAAGCUAAUGUAAAGCAGUUCAUCACACACAACUUUAACUUGGAUCAGUCACUUGAAGCUUUCGACACUGCUCGCCAUGGCAAGGGCAACCCAGUUAAAGUCAUGAUCCACUGCUCAAAGUAAAGGGCAGGUUCUUUAUACUACACAUUCCAUUUAUCAGAAACAAUAAUCCAGAAGAGGUCAGAUUUGAGCUUGUAUUUUUGUACAUCAACAUUCAAAAUAGGAAAUAAACCUUGAUUUUUA
Molecule: messenger RNA, 1285 nt
Organism: Thrips palmi
Lineage: Eukaryota; Metazoa; Arthropoda; Insecta; Thysanoptera; Thripidae
Product: sorbitol dehydrogenase-like
Exons: 8
Coding region: 101-1165 (354 amino acids)
Biological process (GO): D-sorbitol catabolic process
Molecular function (GO): L-iditol 2-dehydrogenase (NAD+) activity; zinc ion binding
Source: RefSeq, a predicted model, not a curated record